Molecule: messenger RNA, 1890 nt
Organism: Aspergillus caelatus
Lineage: Eukaryota; Fungi; Ascomycota; Eurotiomycetes; Eurotiales; Aspergillaceae
Product: chitin synthase-domain-containing protein
Exons: 3
Coding region: 1-1890 (629 amino acids)
Cellular component (GO): cell septum; cell periphery
Molecular function (GO): chitin synthase activity
Source: RefSeq, a predicted model, not a curated record
AUGCCACCGCAAUCGAAGCAUGGUCAGCACGUACACCGCGACAAUUACGGUACCUUGAGCGAGGACAUUGAUGCCUCUCCAGACAAUAGAGUAUCGGCGCGUGCAAUUGACAUUGGCAGAAAUGAGGAGGUCGCUUCAAGCACCCCGGUACGCGGUAAUGCGCAAAACAACCGAGAGACCCUAGAUGAACGUCUGGAGGAGUGGGCGGGCUGUAUCACGACGAAGGAAGCAAUGCCACGUCCGCAAGUUACGCCAGAAGAGCGCAAGAGGGGCCACAGAAGAAUCCUACUGCAAAAAUACAUAUUUCAGAUCUCUAUCAUCACAGCCAAUGGAUUGGGAAUUUUCGCUACCUGGUGGUUCCCACAGUAUUGGUACCUUCUCAUGCCUUUCAUAUCUGCUGGUGUUAUGAUGAAUAUCGUCAUGAUCAUCGCUCUGCUGGUUAACCUACUGCAUUGUCGGUAUUACCCAGAGAAGCCGCUGGUACCAAUGACUCCCGAAAGCCUAGUCCUCUUGAUUCCAUGCUAUAACGAAACGAAGGACGAGAUGGAACGGUCACUGAAUUCACUCGUUAUGCAAAAAGGCAUUUCAGAUCAUCGGCGUUGUAUUAUGAUUGUCUGUGAUGGCAAAGCUCGUGGUCCUGGCAUGGAGAAGACAACCGCAGAAUACCUUUUCGAGGAUAUUCUCACCCAGAGAGAAUACCGGGCUAGGAUUUCUAAGGCUUAUCUGGCAUGGGAUCAACAAUUCAUGGACGUUGAGGUUCAGAGGGGGGCCUACCACGGCGUGCCGUACUUUUGCAUUAUCAAACAGCAAAAUCAAGGAAAGCGCGAUAGUUUAAUCGCAGUACGGUCCUUUUUGUACAACUACAAUAUCCGCCAUACAUAUCCGGAGACUAUAUUCACGUCGACUUUAUUUGGCCACAUGGCUUCGUUCAUCAAGGGGUCAGGGAUUGAUUAUAUUGACAACUUAAUUGGGAUGGAUGCCGAUACAGAAUUUGAUGUCCACUGUAUUAGCGAACUACUUCGACGUUCUCGGUAUGAGGACACCGUAGGGGUAUGUGGCUAUGUUGCCGUGGCCUGGAAAGACAACUUUUGGGAUCCUUGGAGGUUAUACCAGUCAGCAGAAUACACGAUUGCCCAAUGUCUACGACGCCUUCACCAGUCUGUGGUUACGCAUAAAGUAUCUUGUCUUCCCGGGUGUUGCCAGCUGUUGAAGAUCUGUGAAGAGUCUUGUGGGCGCGAAGUGCUGUUCAAGAGAUUUGGAUACUGCCCUGUCCCUACAGAUGGAGCUUUGCGACAUGUUCGAGCCACUGCCAGUGAAGACCGUAAUCACGUCUGCCAUAUGCUCUCGGCUCGUCCGCGGACUCAGACUCGUCAGGCGCUCCAUGCGAUAGCAUAUACAGACGUCCCACAGACGUGGUCAGUCUUCCUGUCUCAACGGAGGCGAUGGACACUGGGUGCUACCUCGAAUGAUCUGUUUUUAUCCUGUGCUCCUGGUGUGCAAUGGUUCGAAAGGAUCCUUGCUUGCACUAAUGUGAUGACAUGGUUUCUUAAUGUGUUCAUCUUCGCCAGCAUGGCUAGAUUUAUCAUGGCAAUGUUUUAUGUUAAGGCAUGGAUAAUCUUCUGCUUCAUUGCCAUUGCUUUGAUCCCCAUUGUUUACUAUGUGAUCAUCCCCACCUGGCACAGUAAGCAAUGGCACGAUACCUUCCGCUUUUGGAUCGGUUGCCUCCUAUAUGUUUUCUGUGGUCCAUUCGUCAACGUAGCAAUCCUGUUCUACUCUUGCUAUUAUUUAGACUCGUUUGGGUGGGGAAAAACUCGGCAGGUGGUUUCCGAUGACAAGAGGGAUGGGAACGGACAACCUACUGAACAAACACCAUUACUUCCACGUGUAUAA